Haplochromis burtoni (Burton's mouthbrooder) is the source of this 6663-nucleotide messenger RNA. RefSeq names its product transmembrane protein 117 (gene tmem117). Bases 1091 to 2653 code for a protein of 520 amino acids. NCBI's taxonomy places the organism in Eukaryota, Metazoa, Chordata, Actinopteri, Cichliformes, Cichlidae. The record is from RefSeq and is a predicted model, not a curated record. The transcript is spliced from 8 exons. Gene Ontology annotation, biological process: intrinsic apoptotic signaling pathway in response to endoplasmic reticulum stress.
UCGUGUUUACUUUACCCACUGCACAUCCACAAAUGAGAAAAAGCGACGUGCAUGCAGGUAACUUGCACGGAUUUUGGCUGUCCCACAUCUCACUCGGUGAACCCUAAAUUCAGAUAAGAAGGAACCAAAAUGGUCAAGCUUGUUGUGAUAUCUCAUAAUUAUAUAAGGUCAGUGAUGUGACAUUUGGCGUCAUUAGAAGGGAGAUUGGUGCGAUCACGCACUAAUGCCCUGAACACGAUAGUCCAUUCAGAAAUUGCCAGAAGUGCCUCAAAUAGAGAGGCCAUUUGGAGUAUUUCCUGCAGCACUUAGACUGCUCUGCUCUGAUCAGUGCAAAUCUAAUCUUUAUGCUUUAGAGGGAGUUCAGGUCCCGAAACAUCAGUUGAGCUCUUCAUUACUCAUCGUGGUUAUCUAGGGUAUAGCCCACCCACCCACCUUCAGAUAAACUUAUCCCGGCCCAGUUUGUUCUUUUUUGGGUGCUAAGUCCCACUUAACUCAUGUUUUGGGACUCUCUGGUCACAAGUUGCUAGCCACAGAAUGGGAGCAGGUCCCUGGUCACACUAAAAGUCUGCCUUCUCCUCCUGCUCCUCUUCCUCUAAAUGCUUGCAGUUUGAUAAAGAAAGCAAACUAAAUCUGCAUUUUACCUCAUCAGCCUACUAUCACCCAAGGUGGCAGCAUCAUGACAAGACAAACAUGAUGCCGGUGAAAUUUAAUAGCCAGGUCUAUUUUUGAAGCCAUUACAUAAUUCCUCCAUGCCCUGUUUUAGGGAAGGUAUGAAAGCAGGCAGAAGUUCAGCCCAGCAAAGUCAGACGGUUCAAAGAGGUAGAGAGCGAUGGAGUAAAGAAAGAGUGGAGUUCAUGGGUGAAUAAUGAUUAAAAAUACAGGAGGGACGGGGUGUCUGCAGGUUACUCAUGCACUGCUUGGCUGGUGUUGCCGGGGAAAGCCUCACUGUAAUGCUGGAACAGUUUUUUUUAAGAAGAGCGCAGAGCAGACGGGCUGAAAGAAGACAAGCCAGCGAUUUAUAGCUAAUAGAUAUAUAGUACUUCAAGAGUCCACCACUUCCAGGUGUAGUGUGGCUGGAGGGCUUAGCAAGAUGGAAAUAGAUGCCCUUUUUCGCUACUAUUUCCAGCACCCGUGGUCCCGUCUCAUUGUGGCGUACCUCGUCACCUUUUUUAACUUCCUAAUUUUCGCCGAGGACCCCAUCUCUCACAGUCAGACAGAGGCCCAUAUGAUUGUGGUGGGGAACUGUUUCUCUUUCCUCUUCAACAAGUACCCAGGCCUCGGGUGGAACAUCCUGAAAGUAAUUGGCUGGAUACUGGCCAUUAUCACUGGCCUGUUAGCCGGGAAGUUUAUAUUUCACCGCCAGCUCUUUGGUCGAUACCUGCGCCUGAAAAUGUUCCGCGAGGAUCAUGGCUCCUGGAUGACCAUGUUCUUCAGCACCAUCCUCUUCCUCUUCAUCUUCUCACACAUCUACAACCUUUUCCUGCUGAUGGCUGGGAGCAUGAAGCCUCACAUGGUGACAGAAUACAUGGGCAUCAGGAAUGAGAGUUUUAUGAAGAUUGCUGCUGUGGGGACAUGGAUGGGAGAUUUUGUCACUGCCUGGAUGGUGACAGACAUGAUGCUCCAGGAUCAGCACUACCCAGACUGGGGCAAAGCUGCCAGAAGGUUCUGGAAACAAGGCAACAACAGGAUCGUCCUGUUCUGGACAGUACUCAUCUCUCUGACAUCAGUAGUGGUUCUGGUCAUCAGUACCGACUGGAUCAGCUGGGACAACCUGAACCGAGGCUUCCUGCCCAGUGAUGAGGUCUCCAGAGCCUUCCUAGCUUCCUUCAUCUUGGUCUUUGACCUUCUCAUUGUUAUGCAGGACUGGGAGUUCCCUCACUUCAUGGGUGACCUGGAUAUGAAUCUACCAGGAAUGUCUACAACACAUGUGAAGGUUAAGCUUCCUGUCUGCAAGCGCAUCUUUAAAGAGGAGUACCACAUUCAUAUCACAGGUAAGUGGUUCAACUAUGGUAUCAUCUUCCUCGUGCUGAUUUUGGACCUUAACAUGUGGAAGAACCAGAUCUUCUAUAAGCCCUAUGAAUAUGGGCAGUAUGUUGGGCCUGGUGAGAAGAUCUUCACAGUGGAGGAGCCAGAAACCCUCAAGGACUUCAAUCACAGCACACUCACCUACGAGUGGCGCUCCACCAACGUUGACCCUAGGACCAACUUAACCUACGUGGAGCGGGACAUGUUCCUCCACAGCCGCUACAUUGGAGCCAGCUUGGAUGUGAAAUGCCUGGCCUUUAUUCCGAGCCUAGUGGCGUUCGUACUCUUUGGGUUUUUCAUCUGGCUGUUUGGUCGAUUUCAGGACAGCGAGACCUUCACAGAAAAUCCAGACAAGAGUUACGAGAGGAUAAAGAGGAAGUCGCCAUCCGAGUACAGCAAGGAGAUGGGCGCGACGCCAGAGGAGACACAUGUCACUAUGACCGAUAGCCUCAAACGAUCGGGAACGCCGAUGCUUCUGUCGGUGGAUGGGCCGCACUUUGGAGCGACACCCUCUACGAACUCUACGAUUUCCAUGGAAACCCAAGAGACACAUCCGAGCAUUGUGAUCGACAGCACGGAGCAGGAUGAACCGGCAGUCUCUUUCGAUGUUCACAAAUUCUCCCCGUGACUUGACGAACCUCUGAAACUUUGUACCUGCAGACAGGUUGGAACCAACAUGAUCAAUGGUAAACAACUCGAGCAUGUUUAUUCAGGACAGCACAAGAUGUCAGAGGAGGAUCUUUAACACAGUUCUUCAAGUGAAGGACAGAGUGUUAUUUACCUAGCCUAACCUUGAUGGCUGUUCCAGUCAUAUUAAUAUAUUUUUGUACCAAAAGCAUUUUAAAAGUCUUUAAAUGGCACCAAUUCUGAUACAUAGCAGAUCCAUUGCAAAACCUCAACUGACCAGGUGCUACCUUGGAUUUUACAUUUUCCUAAUUCAAUUUUGUCAAGGUACACCUACGGGUGCCUGUAACAGAGAACUAUUUCUACAGAUGUGACCUUCGGUUAGUGGAGUUUUAUUGUUUCAAAACAGUGUUAUAACUACAGCAGUGCCUUGAUAUUUCGCAUAUUCAGAUACGCAAAGCAUAUUCUAAACAGCCUGUGUGACCAUCCGGAUCUGCUUUACUAAUGUCUGACAUACUGUAUGCUCUUAUCAUAUCGACAUCAUGUUACCUCAUUUGAUCCUGAAACUUUAUCAUUUUAAUUUAUUCUCAUGCGAUGUCACUCUUACUACAUUUUAAUUGUGUUUAUGACCAUCGGUGUACGGUGACGACCUCCUCAUUUACCCUCACUUGAUUUUAGUUGCAAAGAUAAUAAAUGCAAUCAGCAGAGAUCAAAUAGCUAAACAGCAAGCCACCUCAUGAUUGCUUAUGCGGCUGCUGCACCUUUACUGAAUACCAACAGAGGGAGAAAAGGUGGUUUUUGCCCUUGGCAUAAACAUAAAUGUAAACCAUUGAAGUGCAGCGGUGACUUCUCCAAAGCUCAGGGCUUCUUUAUGUAAAGCUAAUGGUUGUAAAAGCAGAUUUUGUUUCCUGUUUUAUUGCAUGAAAGAAAAGGUGCAUUAUCCUACUGUAAAAGAAACCCUCAUUUCAAACAUAACUAAAAGCUGCAGCAUUUUAGCUUAAACUGGCUUUAAUGUGUAAAAGUGUUUGUACACCUAAGUUUGGGGGGUGUUUGGUCCAAAAACAUGUUCUUUUUUGUUUUUUUAUACAAUAAAAUAACCAUCUAAAUUAAGUUUGUUGUUAAUUAUAUAAUGAACUUGCUCAUGCUUUUGACCAAAGAUGCUCAAUCAUGCAGUAUUUUGAACAUAUUUGCAAGAAAAUGUGAUGAUUUGAGACAAAGACAUGUACGCACCGAGACAACGCAAGAUAGCAUGUGCUCUUGUUGUACUCUGCAUUGAUAUAUAAUGCACAAUAUUACACUGUGGCUGCAGAAAUAAGAAACUAUGACAUAUAUCUAUAUGAUAUUUCUCAAAUAGUCUGCUUUGUUUGCCAAUGAAAGGUACAGCAGUCAUCAUGUAACAGAAUAUGACCAGAUUUCUUACAUUUUGUAAACUAUUAUCUACAGUAUAAAUUAAUAUAAUUACAUUCACAUUAAUGGAUUAUCGUUUCAUUUUUUUUAUCUUUAAUUUUUGAAAUGACAAAAACAAUUAAAAUGUCUUUUAUUUAAGGUUGAGGUCCUGUUCUGGUAGAACAUUACACAGUGGAGUUUCCUGCAUUUGUGUUUUUGUGUAUGUGAACUGGAAGCAGAGCGAGAGAGAGAUGUCCACUUGUGUCUGUACAUGAUGUUUUAUACUUAACAGUCCGUGUGUGUGUGUGUGUGUGUGUGUGUGUGUGUGUGUGUGUGUGUGUGUGUGUGUGUGUGCAGACACAUGUGAAGUGUGUAGGUGUUUGCUGCUACACUUCUUUUCAACAAAGGCCAUUCUGUGAAGAGGUCAAUUUAUUCAGCAUAAUUGGUUUGCAGCUCUUGGUUUAGUAAUUAUCCUUUUAUACAUUAAAGCUCUGUGAAGACAUUAGAUAUUAGUGUUUUACCAAAGGGCAGAACCUCUUUGGACAUGAAGGGGCUCUAAUAUGUUUGGAAUGCAGCUGUAAUUGUUUGGGUUAAAAGUGAGGCCUUUGUCUUGUUCGGACUGUUUUCAUUGUGUUGUGCUGCAUAACUGACAAUUCCUACAAGUUCCUCUCUGUUUUUUGAAGCAAAGGGGAUUGUUUUUGUGUUUCCACAGUGUACUGUACUACUGUUGAACCUUGUGCUACCAAUAAAUUAAUACAUUUUUUACAUUCUGUAUCGACCACUUUCCUUAAUUCUUUUUGAACAAGGUUGCUGAUCUCGAUAAGUAACUCGCAAGUUAAGUUCUGCUUUUCAGUUUUUCUAUAUGCUUGGGAAGUAUAGUUGCCAAGCAACAGUGCAGGUCAAGCUUCUUGCAUCUGCUGACCCAAUUAAUGUGGGCAACAGGAGAAAUAAUGAUACUAUCUCUUCACAAGGACACUCGAAUACGUAGCCUGCAUACACAUAGCACCCAGCUCAGAUUAGCAUGAGUUCUCCUCUGAGCCUGUCCGUUGUUUGAUUUAUGCCAGUGGGAAACAAUUUGAAUUUGUUACUUGUUUUGUUCCCCGGCGGGAUUUGUUUAUAGAACAUGUCUACGUGUAAAUGAGUUAUAGAUUGGAUCGAAAAUGUCUGAGGGAUGAAAACUGAACUCACUGCCGACAGAAUUGGUUCCCAGUGUGGUGUUGGGACUCCUCCAAUGAGGUUGAGAGAAAAAUCUGAAGGGCCUUGAGAUGAUUGAUAAUAUAUUAAAGAAGAAAAAAAAAGUGCUUUGUUACAGAGAAUUAUGGCACAGUACGGCUUUUCAUCUUUGCUGUUUCCACGCUGGAUUCAAGAGGAAAUUUUGCAAGGAAUGUUGCGAAAUUUUUUAAAGGCACUGAAAGAAUCCUACAAAUGUUAGGGAUCACAUUUAUAGAGUGAACGAGAGCCAGUCGCCCACUGUGCGUUUAGUGUUAAUCGGCGAAUGUUACUGUGCGAAUUUGCUAAAUUUAUAUGACACGGAUGGUAGACAUAAACACCAGGAUAUAGUUAUUGUGAGCUCUUCAACUUUUACCCUUUAUCUCAAAGUGCAGCUGUGUCUAAAUAAGAGAUGCCGAUUACGAGAAAGGGCUGAAAUCCAACCAGUGGUUAAUGAGAAAAUACCACACAGAGGAGUGCGUUAUGACAGAUCUGUGAUGUAACAGUUAUUCACUUUCACUAGGAAAUAUUCAACAAUUCUUCUAAGACUCUUGGAUGUGCUGAUCGCAAAUUUAACUAUAAAACACUCUAAUUUAAAUUGUUUGUUCUAUUAAAAAUGCUUCAACACCACAAACACGGUCAUGUGGUCCAGUUUGGCGACUCAAAUGAGCUGGGAGCUAUUCUGUGUCGACAUCCAUGUAUUAUAUGUACAUAUUCUUGCUUAUAAUAUAGGAUUUCACUCUCUUUUUGGGACUACCAGAUGUUACCCUUCAGAUCAAGUCCCAUACACGCAUCUUGGCCUUGCAGGUUUUUUUUCUUGUAAGCUCUUCUGUUUUGACAUAUAUGCAAAGAUUCUAUUAAAAAGGGUUGCAUGUAAGCCUAAAUCUAACCCAUUCUUAAAGCAUGUGGUUGUUAAUAGAUAAAAGGGACUGCAGGGGUUGCUGCUGAUAAAAAGUGGUUGAUCGUUUUAGGUUAAAUCAUGUUAAACAGUGACUGUUUCAUCCAUCAGCUGUAGAAAGCUGCUUCACGGGCCUGGAAUCCAACCACCGGUUUAACACAACAGAGGAGUGAGUUAUGAAAAAUCUGUAAUGUGACAGAAGCAGUUAAACAAACUGAUGUGAGACUAUGCUAUCGCAGGUGUCAUCCAAUCCAGCACUCCAUUGUCAGUAACCGUGUAUCCCGGGAUGUGUAAUUGCACCCACAACACUUGAAUCCUGCUGUGCCAUUCACUGCAAAAUUAGCUUUAAUAAGAGCCUCAGCUAGAUUGCUUCAGUAGUAAAUAUUAAAACACCUGCGGUGUGAAAACCAAGCAGAUUUGUGAAUACCUGAGGUCUCACGGAUGCUUGUUGUUUGUCUGUGAAAUAAAUCUCAUUGCCAGAGUGUAUUAGCUGUUUUUACUGAGGCCUCUUCCAAGUCUGC